AUGGCAUCUGGAUCAGCUGCCAACUCUUCCAUUCGACGACAGCGCGCAAUUGUGAAGUCAUCCCCACGCUCUUAUUAUCACAAGAGGACACAGCACGAGUCGAACGAGGAGGAGGAGGAGGAGGACCUAAAGGAAUACGAUUCCGAGUUUGGCAGUCAACCAAAGCUGGGAAAGAAGCAUAUACAACGCAGCAUUCGACAUUUGGAAGACAACAGGAGAGAACGUCGAUUUCAUGCCAAAGUGAUGUUCAAGGAAUUUGCUUUGCCAGGUGAUGCUGAGAAAAUGAAAGAGGAUCAGCUGAAACCUUUUAUGGCCCGAGUGUUGAAUACAGCACAGAGCGAUCUCGAGAAAGAAGCAAUGGAACUUGUAUUGCAAGACGCAAGGGAAAAGUCUCCAGAUGAAGAAGAAGGAAUACUUACCAAGAGCGCGACGGUGUCGGCACUCGCCAAGUACGGUGAAUUUGCACGCCACUGCAAAACGAUUCAGAAGUUGUUCAAAGCAUCGGAUCAUUCACGCGAUGGUAAGCUGCAACGCCAUGAGCUUCGAAGACUGCUUGAGGAAUACGAAAGGCACAAACACCGAAGUACACAUUCCUGCAGCCAUGUGGUACUCUUUGUGACGGAACACGAUUUAGAUUUUGUGCUACGAUCAGCCGACGAAAACCACGAUGGUGACAUUGACCCCAAUGAAGUGGUUCGGGCGAUCGGUGCAUGGGAGGAACUAGCAGCAGUCAAGAUUCACGACUUUGAAGAUGUGAAAUGCUGCAAAGGAUGCAUAAUUUCAUAG
This is a messenger RNA of Cylindrotheca closterium, 786 nucleotides long. Lineage: Eukaryota; Bacillariophyta; Bacillariophyceae; Bacillariales; Bacillariaceae. The record is from the annotation of a GenBank genome assembly.